Protopolystoma xenopodis is the source of this 708-nucleotide messenger RNA. NCBI's taxonomy places the organism in Eukaryota, Metazoa, Platyhelminthes, Monogenea, Polystomatidea, Polystomatidae. The record is from the annotation of a GenBank genome assembly.
GUUUUCAUGCCUUCCAAUUUCCAUCUAUCCAUAUUUUCCUCGACUCCCUCAUCACUUCAGGUGAUCUUGCUGAUCGGCGGUCGUGGCGUGAAGACCGGUGGUCUUGAUAGCAUUGAUCUCUACGACGUCCGUUUAAAUACCUGGAUUCUUUUUCCGACUACGAUUUCAGGAAAAAACACAGCGCCUACCACUAGUGAAAAUAAAAGGGCAUCUGAAGACGAGACAGGUUUCACCUCUAUUGCGCAUCUGCCCGCUCUGCCCACUCCUCUCUUUGGCUGCCGGGCCGAGGUUCUAGAACAACCUUUCGCCAGAGUAAUGCCUCAAUUCAGCACUCUUUUAACAACACCAGACUCCCCGAAUCUCAGGUCUACUAGCAAUGCCGCUCCGGGCAGCGAUUGUGGGGGUCGCACUGUUGAUGAUGCUGAUUUAUGCGAAUCCUCUUGGCAAAGUGUAAACGGCAUUUAUGUGACCGGAGGUAACUCAGGCGGUCGAGCAGUAGCCACUGUCUACCAAAUGCCCUGGAUAAAAGCUGACGAACCUUCGACAACUUUGCCAAUGCCAAGAUGGUGUAGUGACCUGUCGCCCAUGCUGGAAGCUAGGGCUGAGCACGGUAUGACAGUACUGGACGGCAAGAUAUAUGUGGUUGGCGGAACAGAUGGAGAUAAAAGUAUGUAUUCUCAUCUUUCUUCUUAUUUCCUGUAUGUCUAA